GCACUGAUUGCUAAUUCGAGUGAGACCUUCUGUGUCGAAUUGCAAUUUUAAAAUUCAGUGAAAAUGGCAGUGAAAGUUUUUAUUUUUGUGUUGGCUGUUGCCUUUUUGAAAGAAGCUGCUGGUCAUGGUAUGAUGCUGGAACCUGCGAAUAGGGCUUCCUUGUGGCGAUUUUAUGCCGCAGCCCUUACAGAUUAUGAUGACAAUGCAUUCAAUUGUGGAGGUUUUUGGACACAAUAUGGUCUCAAUGACGGAAAAUGCGGUGCCUGUGGAGAUAACUACGCUAGUCCCGUUCCAAGAAGUAAUGAAAACACCGGCACAUUUGGAAAUGGAAUCGUAUCUAGAACUUAUACCUCUGGAAGCGUAAUCACGACUUCUAUAACUCUGACUGCAAAUCACAUUGGUGCAUUUACUUACAGUUUGUGUGUCUUGUCGAAUCCUUCGCUACCUGAAACUGAAGAGUGCUUUACCGACUUGACUCUUGCGGAUGGUUCUUCGUCUUACAGCGUUCAAGCUGAUGAUUACAUUGUUAACAACAAGGUUCAACUUCCUGCUGGACUUACAUGCGACCGCUGCGUUUUGAGAUGGCAUUACAAGAGCGGUAAUUCGUGGGGAACGUGCAGCGACGGCACCCAGAAGAUGGGAUGCGGAGCUCAAGAAACUUUCAGAUCGUGUGCUGAUAUAGCUAUUGUUAGUCCGUAAAUCGAUCACCCUUUAAGUCUUCUACUCGCUCAACAUCUCAUUAUGUUAACGAAAAAUAAUAAAAAUAUUAAACAUACAA
This is a messenger RNA of Zophobas morio, 778 nucleotides long. RefSeq lists its product as uncharacterized. The transcript has 4 exons. Lineage: Eukaryota; Metazoa; Arthropoda; Insecta; Coleoptera; Tenebrionidae. Bases 64 to 699 code for a protein of 211 amino acids. The record is from RefSeq and is a predicted model, not a curated record.